UUUUUAUCUUCAACGUUACAUUCUCUGUCUGUCCCUCUCCGCGUCUUCAUCUCUCUCUCUCUCCGCGGAGGCCGUUGGUAGGCUUGUCUGUGAGGAAUUGUAAACAGUGGGAAGAAGAGACAGCAAGGAGGGAGAGAGAGAGAGAGAGGAGGGGUGGAAGAACUAGCCAAUCUCAGCAUUUCGUUCCCCACCUGCGCAAUUUUUUGCAAUUAAACUGUAGGUGGGUUUAGCUUAAUUCUUCUUCUCCUUGCUCUUUCUUCUUCUUCUUCUUCUUUCUCUAUAUUUUUCUGUUUCAGAGGUUCUUCAAUCUCCGCUUCUUCUGCUUCAGAUGCGUUCCAAUUACUAUAUAUAUAAUAAAUUAAUUAAUUAAUUAAUUAAAAGGCAGGUGGGUUGAAAGGGUGAGUGAGAGAGGAUGACGAGGAGGAAGAUAGAGAUAAAAAAGAUAGACAACAGGACGGCGAGGCAGGUGACGUUCUCAAAGAGAAGAAGAGGGCUUUUCAAGAAGGCUCAGGAGCUUUCCACUCUCUGCGAUGCUGAGCUAGCCCUCAUCGUUUUCUCCUCUACUGGCAAGCUCUUUCACUAUUCCAGCUCCAGUAUGAAGCAGGUGAUUGAGAGGCACCAUAUGCAUUCAGACAACCUUGAUAAAAUAGAUCAGCCAUCUCUUGAGCUACAGUAUGAGAACAAUACCCAUGCCAAGUUGAGCAAAGAGGUUGCAGAGAAGACCCAGGAAUUGAGGAAAAUGAAGGGAGAACAGCUUCAAGGACUAAAUUUAGAAGAGUUAAUGCAACUAGAGAAACUGCUUGAACAAGGUUUGAGGCGCGUCAUAGAGACAAAGGGUGAGAGAAUUCUGAAAGAGAUAAGUUUCCUCAAGAUGAACUUGCAGGGAGACAAAUUGAUGGAAGAGAAUGAGCAGCUGAAGGAGCAAAUGCAUAUGGCAAAUAUGUGUAUAGGCCGAACAUAUGUGCCUGAACAAGGGCAGUCCUCUGACUUAAUCAUGAACAGCAGUUCAACCGAUCCUCUUCAAGACCACGACAGCUCUGACACUUGUCUCAAGUUGAGCCUGUCUUUCCCGGACUGAAUUUCAAACGGAGUACAGGAGAAAUUAUUAGGCCAGCUUUCUAAUCAUCCUUUGUCAAAAUAUAUGAUCUGUAUCAACUAAACUAGGACUGAACAUGUUUUUUUCUAUCAGCUCCAGUAAAAACAUAUUUUGUUUAGGUUGUGAUUAAGACAUUGGAUUAUGUGUCCACACUGUAAAUUGAAAGAAAAUAAAAGGGUGAAAAAAAGGAGGAAACCGCACUAGCUGAUAUGAUUAGACAA
Molecule: messenger RNA, 1317 nt
Organism: Malania oleifera
Lineage: Eukaryota; Viridiplantae; Streptophyta; Magnoliopsida; Santalales; Ximeniaceae
Product: MADS-box protein JOINTLESS-like
Exons: 9
Coding region: 413-1078 (221 amino acids)
Biological process (GO): positive regulation of transcription by RNA polymerase II
Cellular component (GO): nucleus
Molecular function (GO): protein dimerization activity; DNA-binding transcription factor activity, RNA polymerase II-specific; RNA polymerase II cis-regulatory region sequence-specific DNA binding
Source: RefSeq, a predicted model, not a curated record